Messenger RNA from Aspergillus candidus, 1371 nucleotides. RefSeq lists its product as uncharacterized. The transcript has 3 exons. Lineage: Eukaryota; Fungi; Ascomycota; Eurotiomycetes; Eurotiales; Aspergillaceae. Bases 1 to 1371 code for a protein of 456 amino acids. The record is from RefSeq and is a predicted model, not a curated record.
AUGCCUUCGCUAGAUGAUCAGUUGCACCUCCUGAAUCUCGACGGGAAAGAUGACUGGGCCAGCAUUGGCGGUCAGCUUCCAGACACCGUAGAAAACGCGGUUCUGCUAUCCCCAGCUGCAGAGAGACUGGGUCAUACCCUGCCAUCGCAAUUUGCCCUGCUCGGCCAUUCCCAGUUAGGACAGUCGACUGCGUACGACCCACGAGUCAUGCUCAAUACCAACGUCCCUUUUUCUGCGUUUAUCUGCGGUCUGCAAGGAAGUGGAAAGUCGCACACGACGUCCUGCAUGAUUGAAAACUGUUCCAUUCCCAUGCCAGCGCUGGGCUCGCUCAAGAAGCCAUUGUCCACCCUGGUUCUGCACUACAAUGAAUACAGUUCCAAUGUCAGCUCCCAACCCAGCGAGGCCGCAUUCCUGUCGUCGGUGCUCCCAGAGUACGCCGCCCAGAAGUCCGUCCCCGUCAGUGUGCUCGUUCCGCCUUCAAACUACCACAACCUCGCCAAGAUGUACGAGCAGAUACCGAAUGUGCAGGUUCGUCCCUUUCGACUGCAACCGCGUCAUCUGAACAUUAGCAUGAUGCUGUCCCUCAUGUCCAUGGGAAAGAGCGACUCGACGCCCCUGUACAUGGCACAGGUGACGCGCAUCCUUCGCGAGAUGGCAGUCGAGAGCGGUGGCUCGUUCAAUUACUUCGACUUCCGGCUCCGCCUCGGAACUCUGCGUCUAGACCGCGCCCAGACUCCAUUCCUCGAGCAGCGGCUGGACCUACUAGACUCAUACCUAAACUUGACAGGCGAGAAUACGGGCGAUUACUUCGUAGACGGGGGAGUCACCAUUCUCGAUCUAUCAUGUCCUUUCAUGGACCAGUCGACCACGUGCAUCCUAUUCCGCGUGGCAAUCGACUUGUUCCUGCACGCGCACCCCUCCCGAGGAAAAAUGAUCGUCGCAGACGAAGCUCACAAAUACAUGACCGACUCACCCGCAGCGAAAGAACUCACAGAAACUUUCCUCAACAUAAUCCGCCAACAGCGCCACCUCGGCGUCCGCACCAUCAUCUCCACCCAGGAACCCACCAUCUCACCACGUCUGAUCGACCUCUGCUCCAUCACUAUCAUCCACCGCUUCUCCAGCCCAGAAUGGUGGAAGACAAUCCAGCAGCAUGUCCCAGUCGUGAAUGGCAACCGCGACGCCGGCCCAGACGAUGGUCUUUACCAUAUUGCCAGUCUGCGCACGGGCGAGGCGCUCGUCUUCGCGCCGUCGGCGUAUCUGCUUGACGAGGGUCUUGCACUCGCGGAUACAAAGCAUGGGACGUUCAGAAUGCGUGUGCGCAGGAGGAUCACCUGGGAUGGGGGGCGCACUAUUGUGCAUGUUCGUUGA